AUGGACCGUUUUCGUUGGUGCUCAGACGAUGUUGAAAAUUAUGGAUCGACCAAUCAGGAUAGCCUAUAUGAAGAAACAGUAGUUUUACAAAAAACUGGCGUCCGUUUAUACGAUGGACCUAAUCGAAGUGCUUUCGACGGUGGAUUACUCAAGCUGACAACUCACCGUAUCUUAUGGUCUGAUCCUUUAGCACUGACAAGUUCUUUUAUAGCUCUUCCAUUGGCUGCUAUAAUUUCUGUAAAGGUUGAGGAGGGUGGUGGUGGUCUAACUGUAAGCCGUACACCGAAAUUGAUUCUUCGUUUGUUAACUGUAGCAGCGCUACAAAAUGUAUUGGCAAGUUUGCCGAAUCCUCCGCAGUGGAUUGAACACUGGUGUGAAGGUGUUGGAGGUUCUGGUUCUGGAAUUGACAGUAUCACUUUUAGUGCGACUGCAGUUGUCAGCUAUUCAAAAGAAGAUCAUGUCAAACUAGGCUUUCCGACGGCUGGGCAUCAUGAAUUUCUACAGUCUCUCAACGAAGUUCUAAAGGUAAAACUGUGGACAUUGUCUUAUCAUUCAGAUUUUAAAUUGACAUCCAAGUCGUUUGGUACUGGAGGUAUUGGUGCAAUUCAAAGACAACAAGCUGCACGUGCUGUUGAAACUGAUCGUAAUAUUACCGAGGCCUUUGAAGAUUUGAAUCAACUUAUGAACAACGCAAGUGAAAUGGUUAAAUUAAGUCGUCUGUUGGCUAAAAAAGUUCGCGAUACAAAAGGUAGUGAUCUAUCAGCUAAUGAAAUCGCUGAACUACGUUCGGCCAUGCUGUCAAUGGGAGUUGUAGAAGUCGUAAAUGAUGGCGAUGACAGAGGAUCCUCAUCACCAUCAUCACUCAGCGGUACGACUUUCUAUAUUCGGUUAGCUCAUCAAAUAUCAAGUAUACUGUUUCCAUUACUAAAAGGUCAAUGUUCCGAUCAUUCAGCUGAUCGCCUACAUACUAGUUGUAUUGAUUUAGCAACAGCUUAUUGUCGAGUUAAUCGUGCACGAGGUAUGGAUCUAAUAUCUCCGGAAGAUUUGCUUAGAGCCUGUCGUUAUUUAGAUAAGGAAAAAUUACCCAUAAGGUUGAAGGGCUAUGCAAAUGGACUUCUAGUUCUUCAGCUGGCAUCUGAAGACGAAAUAGAAACAUUGAAAUCUACCGUAGAAUUAGUGGAAAAACGCAUUAGUUUGUCAGUAGAUGAACUUGCUCAUAUAGUAAACCUCUCUCCUUUUUUGGCGAAGGCAAGAUUGUUGGCAGUUGAAGAAGUCGGUCUCAUUUGUCGUGAUGAUAGCGAGAUUGGUUUACGUUUCUAUCCGAAUUAUUUCUUAACUCGUCAGGAUUAA
Messenger RNA from Schistosoma spindalis, 1350 nucleotides. Lineage: Eukaryota; Metazoa; Platyhelminthes; Trematoda; Strigeidida; Schistosomatidae. The record is from the annotation of a GenBank genome assembly.